AUGCUACCCACAGCAUUGUGGCUGCUAUGCCUGGCAGUCGCGACAAGAGCACAGGAUACAUCAAGCACGACCAGUGGCAGCAGUACGAGCAGCAGUGGGAGUCGGAGCAGCACAAGGAGCAACGCAUUCUCAUUCACAAACGCCAUCUCGACGAUAUCAGGUCCAAUCCCGACGGAAGCCUUCACGGGCUCAGAGUACACAUACCUAUCAGCCACCGGACAGAGCACAGUUCAAACCUUGACCGAGACGACAUCGCUCAAUGGCUCGCUCACCACACUCACAACGACUUCUUCCGCUUCUUCGAAUUCACAAGUGACUGUGUCCAGCAAGUCGGUGUCCUUGACGCAGAUUGUAGGAGCAACGCAGAAUAGCACUUUGAACAGCACUGCGAGCUCCACCUCAAGCGCUGCCGCGCCUACAAACACGGUCCCUUGCAAUGGAUACCCAGAGUUCUGCACUCGCAAGUACAGCAACAUCACCCAAGUCGCUGCCCACAAUGCCUUCUUCGUGGUCAACAACAACGCAGCCAGCAACCAGGAUCUGCCCAUCACCACACAAAUGAAUGAUGGCGUCCGCAUGCUAACGGGCGAAGUCCACCGCGUCAACGGCACCCUCUACAACUGCCACACCGACUGCGACCUCCUCAACGCCGGCACCUACGAAUCCGGCCUGAACACAGUCCGCGAAUGGCUCCAAGACCACCCCUACGACGUCAUGUCCCUCCUCAUCGUCAACAGCAACUUCGUCUGGGUCGAGAACUUCACCGCCCCCUUCGAAAACGCCGGCCUCAUGCCCUACGUCUACACCCCGGCCUUCAUCCCCCAAUACCGCGACCAAUGGCCCACACUAGGCGAAAUGAUUCUCCGCAACGAGCGCCUCGUCGUCUUCAUGGACUACAACGCAAACCAGGAGUCAGUCCCCUUCAUCCUCGAUGAGUUCACACACAUGUGGGAGACACCUUUCUCCCCGCAAGAUCAGGCCUUCCCAUGCACACAGCAACGCCCCCCAGAUCUCAACCAGACGGAAGCAAGGGAGAAUUACAUGUACCUCGCCAACCACAACCUCAACACAGCCAUCGACCUCUCCUCCAUCGGCAUCGACACCAGUGAACUGCUCGUCCCCAACACCGCCGAAAUCAACGCCACCAACGGCCAACAGAACGAAUUCGGCCGUCUAGGCGCUAUGAACAUCAACUGCACAGCAGAAUGGGGCCGUCCCCCGAAUUGGUUCCUGGUGGAUUACUACAACUACGGCAGCCCGGAGCCCGGAUCGGUCUUUGAAGUGGCGGCUAGUGCUAAUGGCGUUGCGUAUACUGCGCAAUGCUGUGGUCUUGCUAAGUCUGCAGCGCCGUAUGUGCGUGCCAGCUCGGCGGGGUUGGUUGUAGCGAUUGGGAUGGGGAUGUUGAUGGGUUGGUGA
Fulvia fulva is the source of this 1416-nucleotide messenger RNA. RefSeq lists its product as uncharacterized. Gene Ontology annotation, molecular function: phosphoric diester hydrolase activity. Lineage: Eukaryota; Fungi; Ascomycota; Dothideomycetes; Mycosphaerellales; Mycosphaerellaceae. Gene Ontology annotation, biological process: lipid metabolic process. The transcript is spliced from 2 exons. The record is from RefSeq and is a predicted model, not a curated record. The coding region runs from base 1 to 1416 and encodes 471 amino acids.